AUGUCUCGAUCAUUCCACUAUGAUGAUGCACUCUCUAAUGGCUCGGAUAACAAUUUGAGGGAUAUCGAGUUGGCAGAUGAUAGUAAAUAUGUACUUCCUAAAAAAACAAAAUGGUCUCGGAAUAAAAAGAUUUGUGUGGGUAGUUUGCUAGGCUGUGGAUUGUGUUGUUUAAUUACAUGUAUUGUAAUUGCUAUUGCUAUUGCAAUUUAUUUAGGAAGAAAGAAUGUAAAUAUUUAUCCUACUCCUGAAUAUACAGCAUCAGAUGAUUUUUUACGUUUUCUUGUUGUUGGAGAUAUGGGACGUGCAGAUGAUGGUCAAAAGGCUGUUGCUGCCAGUAUGGGAAAGUUCU
This is a messenger RNA of Naegleria gruberi, 349 nucleotides long. RefSeq lists its product as uncharacterized. The transcript has a single exon. The annotation marks the transcript as partial. The record is from RefSeq and is a predicted model, not a curated record. Lineage: Eukaryota; Heterolobosea; Eutetramitea; Acrasida; Naegleriidae.